GAAAACGAAGAAGAAGAAGGAGAGAGAGACGGAAUUCAUUCAUCCAUCUUCGUUUUCGACAUCUCCGUUCGAAUUGUCUGCUACUUGAUUUGAGGCAUUGCAUUGAACUCGAAAAACCGGCGAAGAGAAAGUUCCAAUUUUUCCGGCGAAGGCGACCUGAGAAACAUCCGGCGAGAUACCAACCUUCGAGAUGGCUGGGAAUAAACCAAACGACGUAGUCUCUAGGAAGAAGCAUACGCAGGAAGGCCCCGAGAAGGACAAGGUGGAACUCAGAGUAUCCCCGAGGAGGAAACUCCCUCCGAGAAAUCCGCCGGAGGAAUUGGGCAGUACAAGCGUGGCUCCGACUGAAGAUCUUAUAGUUGAAGAGUUACCACCUAGACUCUUUGCCCUAGACCGGUACCCUGUCAAGACGAAGAUGAACGCGUACUCCAAACCGGAGUACCUUUCUGACAUAGCACAAGUUCUUAAGGGAAAAGAGGAGAUGAAGUUUCUUCUCGAGUCUCCAUUUGGGGACCUUUUUAGGAUACCUGCUAACAAGUCUUCCUUCUCAGGUAAACUUGUUCUUGGACUAAUAUGUCGUCAGUUAGUGACGAGUAAAGUGAAUGAGAUGUGGAUGGUCUUCGGCGGUCAUCCAAUAAAAUUCGGAUUAAGAGAAUUUAGUCUGGUAACUGGUCUAGAAUGUGGGACAUAUCCCAACAAGAAAGACGUGACGGAUGUGCUAAAGGUUAAAGCUGGUAGUCAAAGUGUCUGGAAAACUCUGUUUGAGGAGAAGUUUGGGGAGAAGCCGAAUCCAACAGUGCAUGAUUUGGUGGUCUGGCUGAAGGAGGAGGAAACCAUGGAUGGGUGGAAGCAGCUGGCCUUAUCUCUUAUAAUCUUGGUAGAUGGUGUGAUAGGGUGCCAUAAUAACCCCAUAAGGCUUUCUGAGUUCACUGUUGAGAUGACGAAGGACGUGCAAUUCUUCUGCAAAUACCCUUGGGGAAGGGUGUCUUUUACCCGUACUUUGGAGAGGAUAGCAAAAUUCCAAACCCCUUCAGAUGCUCAAAAACUGAUAAGGUGUGUAAAGGAUGGGUCUUAUGCACUACAUGGAUUCCCAUUAGCACUCCAGCUGUUUGCGUUCGAAACAAUCACAUCCCUUGCUAAGCUAGUACCUGAUGAUGAAGCUAACAGGACAUUUACUCAGAGGUCUAUCCAUCAUCUUGCCUCACUGCGGGCAAUCAGGACAUCCAGCAUCUUGGAGUGUGAGGCUGCUGAAGAGGUUGAGGUAACCUAUCUUGUGAAACCAGAGGACAAUAUUUUUCCUCCAUCCCUGUCAUGGGAUGAUGAAGUUGAGGAUCCAAGAAUUGCUUACAUUGAGCGACUGUUGUUAGCUGGUCAUGAGUGGAAGGAGGAAGAAUGGGUUGGAGGUUAUGCUGCAUUUCCAAAGCAGGAGCGCCCACCACAACUUGGAGAGAUACGUGUGAAGAAGAGGAAAAGAAAUGUACCAGCCCCGAAUGCACCUGCUUUGAAAAAACAGAAAUCUGUUGUGGAAGAAGAAAAUGAGGACACUGCUGAGGAUUGUUUUGAAGAUCCCCAGUUUGAGAAGUUUGUAGUUGAACUUAGGAGGUGUUUCAAGAGGCAGGAAGCACAAAAUAAACAAAUGCAAGAAGACUUGAAGAAAUUUGUCCGUAAGGAGAUACGUGCUGCCUUAGAUCCAAAGGGCAAAAAGACAGAACCAACCAAAACUUCCCAUGCUUCACAGGGCCCAAAUAAAUCGGUGGUUAAGGCACCGAUGAGUGUGAAGAAGGCAUCUAAAAGGAUGUCUACAAAGAAAGUCUUCAAGUCUGGAACAAGAAAGUCUUCAAGGCUGAAGAAUAUAAUGACGUCAGUUGCGGAGAUUACUCAGCUUUCUGAUGGUAACUCUUCUUCUGAGGAAGAUGACCAGGAUGAAGCCAACAAUGAAGGUGGUUUUACUGCAAAUGAUGGAGGAGAUUUUUCGAACAGAGAUGAAGAUAUGGUUGACACUGGAGUAGCUAACAUUUCAGUUGGUGGACCUACACCUUCCCAUCAGGAUGAAGGAGCACGUGAUGGUGGUGAGUCUGUCCUUGUUGGUACACAGUCAGGGACCGAGGAAAAAGCUAGUGCUGACACAGAGAUGGAAGAAAUUCCAUCUCCUGUACCUUCAACCUCUGUACAGGAUAAAGGACCAAAUGAUGGUGGUGAGCCUGUCGUAGUUGGUACACAGCGAGGGACAGAUGAAAAACCAACUGCUGACACAGAGAUGGUAGAAAAUCCAUCAGGUUUACCUGCAACAUCUGGACAGGGAGAAGAACAUGGUGCCGGUCUUGAGAGUGAAGCAAAUAUUGGGGAGCAACCAGAAAUUUCUGAGGAUAAUGAUAGAGAUACAUCUUCUCAGGCUGAACACACCGAGGAACCCGGUGUAAGUGUUGAUGCGGGAGAUGUACCCAAUGUAGUUGCAGAGAGUAAAGUGGAUGACUCAGUACUUGAGGGCACCCUAGGGGAUCCCCCUUCACCAUUUGCAGUAGUUAAGAAUGUGUUACAGGAGUUGGCAACGAAAGCCUCCAUGGAUGUGGAUGCAGCUAAUGUAAAGGAGGUAAAGGGUGGAGAUAUUUCGCUCAAGGUGUACUGCACAUGCACCAUGAUGAGCUUUCGGAUAAACCACACUGAGGCCUUUAUAUAUUGAAGAAUGUCUGUCCGAUACAAUCAUUAAAUCUUCACUGUCUGGAACAAUGUCAGCUAAUUUAUCAAAGAACCACACCCAUGAAGCGUCAGUCUCACCAUCCACAACACCAAACGCUAUUGGAAAUAUUUGGAAGUUCCCGUCUUGGGCACAUGCAAUGAGGAGACAUCCCUUGUAACGUCCUACUAGCUGUGUUCCAUCUACGACAAUUACCUUCCUCAUAUACUUCAGACCUUUUAUAGAAGCCCCGAGAGAUACAAAAACAUACUUAAAGCGCUGCGUACCAUCAGCUUCAGGUGUAGAGUGUAGGUGAGUUAUCGUACCCGGAUUAGCUAAUUUAAGAAGAUACAAAUAGGUAGGCAAAAACCUGUAACUUUUUAUAUCAUCCCCCCUUACAUUUUCCACUGCAACCUCUUUAGUUCUCCAAGCGGUAGAAUAUGAAAUCCGAACAUUGAGAUCAUUUAGGAGCAACUGUGGUAAAUCGACAGCUCUCGGACCCCCUUGCGUAGAACUGUAUCUGCUCUUCACUACCUCUCCGAGAAGCUUAUAACUAGCAUGUUUAUUAUAAUUCUUACGAGUGUCGAUGUCACACGUAUGGGUGGUAUCAUACGAUGUGAUUUUGAAACAUUCUGAAUUCUUGACAACUUGAGCUGUCAAAUGCCAUGGACAAGUAUCAUCAACGCAGACCAUCUCCAAUCUUGUAGGACAUGACCUACGUUGCUUGUAGCAAAAGCAUUGUUUGAUUGCGAGAUAAGACAUUGUUUGUUGUAUGACUUUUCUGUUCUUAAAAACACUCCCGACAUACAAAGUCUCACAUGUCGUACUCAGUUCGACUUGUGUCUCAUCAUCUCGUAAAUUGGCUAAAUCAUCGAAUACCGGAGCAGCAUCAUUAUCGAGAAUCUCCAACUCGCCACCAUGUAAUGUAGAAAAGUCAUUAUACACUUCGUAAGCCUCAGCUGCGGUAACUAACCGAUUAUCAUUCAGUGUCCCACUUGCGGAAGCUCCAAUACCACGGUCGAUAGUGACUUCGUAUAUACCAUUAAUAUUGGUAUCCGUGUUACCUUCGCAGCCUGUAUCUUGUACACACUCUGUAGUGUACGUACAUUGGUACAAACCAUGUUGACACGUACGUCUUGGAGUCACCGUUGGUGUACGGUCACCCGAAUGAGAAAUGUUAUCU
This is a messenger RNA of Arabidopsis lyrata subsp. lyrata, 3857 nucleotides long. RefSeq lists its product as uncharacterized. Bases 191 to 2680 code for a protein of 829 amino acids. The transcript is spliced from 10 exons. Lineage: Eukaryota; Viridiplantae; Streptophyta; Magnoliopsida; Brassicales; Brassicaceae. The record is from RefSeq and is a predicted model, not a curated record.